CACCCCCUUUACAUACUGGUUGCUCAGCCAUAUCAACGUGAGCUGUCCACUGGGAACAUUGGAAGAGCUUGAGGAUGCGCUAGGAACGGCCAUCGACACGUGUGGCCACUCGUGGACCGUUUCUCACUUUCAAACGGCGUUCCGUCUCUUCACGUUCGAGGCGCUCUCCAUGGAGCAUACCUGCGACUAUGCGCCUGCUGAUGCAACCUGCUCUGACGCCGACGACCCUGACAGCACUGAUGAUGCUAACCAUACGCCCCUCCACCAAGCUAUCACCACACUCUAUCGGGAUAUAUGCGAUGAGUUCGAUGCUAUGAUUGAGGAGGAAUAUUGUCCGAUGCAGAGCCGUAGAGAGGCAGACGAAUCAACUACAACCAGCUCAGAGAGAUCUCCCGUAUCCAGCGAUGAAGAGGAAGAAGAAAAAGACGAUGAGUGGAGUUCUGGGUCAGAGAGUGAUGAACAAUCCGAUGAUGCAGACCAUUCUUCGGCCCUCGACUCGGAAGAGUACCGCGAAGCGGGUGAACUCUGGCCAAAGUGGCUGAGGCUGUGGACCUGGCGGCUCGACGACGCGCUCGAGAGAUUGUCCGAAAAAGGUGUCCAGGAAAAUCAUAUGCAGGCCGCCGCAGAGAUCGGCGUCAUGUGGUGUGAUCCGCCGCAGCCGCCUCCACAAGCCACCAGCUCUCCAACUACAACAUGGUUGAAGGUCAAUGAAAUCAGGCCGGAGUAUAUAGGUAAGGAGUUCUGGCUUCAAGAGCUGGAUAAGAUCUGUGCUGAGUCUUGAUCCCUCCCUCCAUGAGGGCUGACUGGUUUGAUAUUUGUAUACGACGAAGAGCCGGAUGCGUAAUCGCUGUCGAUGGAGAAUGACGCGGCUGUAGUCAGGGCUGGUUGCAAAAGCAAAUCGAAU
This is a messenger RNA of Microdochium trichocladiopsis, 904 nucleotides long. RefSeq lists its product as uncharacterized. The record is from RefSeq and is a predicted model, not a curated record. NCBI's taxonomy places the organism in Eukaryota, Fungi, Ascomycota, Sordariomycetes, Xylariales, Microdochiaceae. Bases 170 to 781 code for a protein of 203 amino acids. The transcript has a single exon.